Molecule: messenger RNA, 2771 nt
Organism: Oncorhynchus mykiss (rainbow trout)
Lineage: Eukaryota; Metazoa; Chordata; Actinopteri; Salmoniformes; Salmonidae
Source: RefSeq, a predicted model, not a curated record
ACCAAGAUACACAUUGCAAAGACUAUCAUUUUUGUGUUUAGGAUUUUAGCUCACCCUAUUUUAGAGCUAUUAUGGUAAAAUCCAUUACCGUGUUGCGCGGGAGCAGGACAAGUUGUGUAGGCUGCUUAGCUAGCUACGAAUAUAGUACUACUUUGAGUGCCGUACGUCGCAAGAAGAAUGGCUCGGGAUUACAAACCGGGUGACCUGAUCUUUGCGAAGAUGAAGGGCUACCCUCACUGGCCUGCCAGGAUUAAUGACUACUCUGAUGGAGCUGUGAAGCCGGCCAACAUGAAGUUUCCCAUCUUUUUCUUUGGUACCCAUGAAACUGCAUUCUUAGGCCCCAAAGAUAUAUAUCCCUACCUGCCCAAUAAAGAGAAGUAUGCCAAGCCUAACAAGAGAAAGGGUUUCAAUGAAGGCCUGUGGGAGGUUGAGAACAACCCAAAGGUGGAGCUGAAUGGAGAGAAGCAAAUGAUGCUGUCGGAUAACGUAACGGAGAAGGACUCUGACAGUAACCCGGAAGGGGACGAGGAGGGAGGUUAUGAGAAGAGGAAGAAACCCAAAGUGUCGGGGGCUGAGAGUGAGGCUGGACAGGAGGAGGAUGAUGAGGAGGAUGGGGGCAUGCAGGUCUCUGAACAGGGACAGCCCCAGGGCCAGGAUGAACUGUUCUGGGACUUGGAAACUAGACUCUUGCCUGCUGACUUGGACCCCACACCAAAUGAAUCUACAGACACUCCCAAACCCAAGAGAAGAAGGAAGAAAAAGAGUGAUGUAGAGGCCGACUCUGAGAAAGAGGACGCUGCCAACAGUCCCACAUCCAGCCCUCAAGAUGGAGAGGGCCCCACUCCUAAGCGGCGAGGCAGGAAGACCAAAGCUGAGAAGAUGCUCCUACUCCAGCAGCAGGACCCCCAGGGCUCAGGCAGUGACCUGGACACUGCUGAGUCGGAGAGAAAGAGAAAAAGGACGCCGGAAGACAAGUCCAAGAGAGGAGAGGAAGAGAAGAGGCUGGACGGGAGGAGAAAGAAGGAAGACAACAAAGGGAGAGAGUUGGAGGGGAAGAAGGACCCUGAUGCUAAACGGAGGAGACAGACCAAAGAGGAGAGCUCCUCUGACUCAGAGAACCAGGAGAAGAGCAAGGGGGUUGCGGGAGACCGCAAGCGGCAGCAGCCCACUCUGACCGAGACGGGGGACAAAGACGAUCGUCAACGACGCAAACCAGACGAGCAGAAAGAGCAAAACAAAGAUGAUGGAAACAAAGUGGAUGAAAGGAAAGGAGACAAGAAGAAAGAGAUAUCGAUAGAAUCGAGGCUGCAGAGGUUGCAUGGAGAAAUCAAAAUCUCCCUCAAGAUUGACAACCCAGAUGUGAAGAAGUGUCUGGUGGCGUUGGAUGAGCUGGGCAUGCUGCAGGUCACCACCCAGCACCUGCAGAAACACUCAGAGCUCAUUGCAACACUCAAAAAGAUCCGGAGGUUCAAGGCCAGCCAGGACAUCAUGGACAAGUCCACCAUGCUGUACAACAAGUUUAAGAGCAUGUUCCUGCUGGGGGAGGGGGACCAGCUGCUCAGCCAGGUGCUCAACAAGUCCAUAGCAGAGCAGAAGCAGCAGGAGGAGGCCAGGAAGGGAGCCCAGAAGAAGGCUGAGCGGGCCAGGGAGAACAACACAGAUAACAAUAUGAAUGGCGACUCCAGUCCUGAUGAUAAGAAGCAGGAGUCGGACAAGGAGAAGCCUGCUGAAGAGGCCUCUACAGGUGAUAACAGCAGCGCUGUGCUAGUUGCCGUCCCAUUUUCUAAUCCCUUUGCCGGCAGUGUAGUGAAGGCCCAAGAGGAAACCAACUGAUGAAGAACCAUCUGACUGACUAAACGGAAGGGGAUGUUGGUGCUGCUGACCUUCUCCUGAGUCCUGACUGAUCUGUGCUGAUCCCACCUGCACACACUAGUCCAAACACCACCAAUAAGAGGUCCUGUUGCUUUGACAUCAUGUCGUACAAAUCCAGGCUCUUCUCUGGUCUGAACACCCACGUCUUAAACCCUACAGAGCAGUGUCUUCCAAAGUCCUAUUUUAGAUUUCAUUUUUUAUGAUGAAUGCAUCCACUGUGGCUGUUUUUUAAACUGAUGGUAGUAAAAAGUGGUUCCACAAGGAAAAUAUGUUUAAUUUAACUAGGCAAGUCAGUUAAGAACAAAUUCUUAUUUUCAAUGACGGCCUAGCAACAGUGGGUUGCCUGUUCAGGGGGUUUGAACUUGCAACCUUCCGGUUACUAGUCCAACGCUCUAACCACUAGGCUACCCUGCCGCCCCAAUACUACUUGGGGCGACCUUACUUUGUUUGAACUAUUCUGCUAUGUGGUGAAAAAUGUACAGUAUCAUGUUUGAGAAUGUCAUGGCAAAAAUGUAGUGGGUCAAGGAAGCUUUAUAGUCUGUUUUAAAAUCACUUAACGUUUGACAUCGCAAGAUCUUGCAGUUCAACUCAAUUAUACAAGAUAGAUAAAAUAUACGGUAGUUACUGGUAGGAGUCUUUGUAUUACUAGUUAGUUUAGUAAAAUGUACUUAAUACUGACCAAUAUUACUCCGAGUAGGUGCACAUUUUGUUCUUGCACAGAAAGGAAAUACUACUUGUGCCAAAGGUUUUUUUUCCUUCCACUCGCACACCCAAGUUUAAAUGUCUGUCUGUUGUAAGUCCUCCAAUUUGCUGACAUUGAUGUAAAUAAGAGUAUUUUUGUGCCUGUCUGAAAGCCUGUUUAGCCUCCUUUGUAAUAAAGCAUUGGGUCGGUAACUACA